Lactuca sativa (garden lettuce) is the source of this 625-nucleotide messenger RNA. Its product is annotated as large ribosomal subunit protein eL42. Gene Ontology annotation, cellular component: ribosome. Lineage: Eukaryota; Viridiplantae; Streptophyta; Magnoliopsida; Asterales; Asteraceae. The record is from RefSeq and is a predicted model, not a curated record. Gene Ontology annotation, molecular function: structural constituent of ribosome. Gene Ontology annotation, biological process: translation.
AAUGAAAACCCUAACAAUGUCCAUGUCCAAUUGUCCACGUCCAUGAUGGGAGCCUUAAAACAAACACUAGGCAUCAGAGAAACCCUAAUAGCAUUUUGCGGCUGUCAUUCCAAUCUUUCUGCCGUUCGUCUUUCAGGAGCUCUUCAGCCAUGGUUAACGUUCCUAAGACAAAGAAGACAUACUGCAAGAAUAAAGAUUGCAGAAAGCAUACAUUGCAUAAGGUGACACAGUACAAGAAGGGGAAAGAUAGCUUAGCUGCUCAAGGAAAACGUCGUUAUGACAGGAAGCAAUCUGGUUAUGGUGGUCAAACAAAGCCUGUCUUUCACAAGAAGGCAAAAACCACAAAGAAGAUUGUGCUAAGGUUGCAAUGCCAAGGUUGCAAGCAUGUCUCACAGCACCCAAUUAAGAGGUGCAAGCAUUUUGAAAUUGGUGGAGACAAGAAGGGCAAGGGAACUUCUCUCUUCUGAGCUGUUAUUAAAUGUAGUUUUAGUUUCAGCUAUUUAUAUUAUUGUUUUGGUUUAAAGUUGUUGAAAUUCUACAAUUUAAGUGACUUUUCUUUUCUUUUUUUUUUUUUUUUGGUUUUGAGAUACUUGGCUUGAAUUGAAAGUUAGUUUUUUUUUUGAGU